AUGCGGAUCAAGAAGGUCUACCUGUACAAGGCAAAGUGGAAGCUCGUCCGCGAUCUCGGGUCCGGCGAUCUCGACAAGGACGGCGCAGGGAGCCGCAACUGGCCACUCGACCCGGACGGCUUCGACGAGCUGAUCGAGAGCAAGCAGUUCACCAACGGCGCGGACAAGGAGACGGUCAAGACGCUGUACCGCAAGAUGAGCGAAGCGCAGCUGAGCGGCAUCGAGAUGCUCGAUUUCACGGGCAUCUCGGCGCCAUCAGUGAGCGACAUGGAGCAGCUCGGCCGGUGUCUCAACUUGUGCGAGAAUCUCUCGCAGUGCGACCUCACGGGGGUCGGACUCACGGAUGAGCCGUGCAGAGCAUUGUUCUCCACCCUCAAAUUCAACGCGGUAUUGACCGAGUUGGACCUCGGCGGGAACGAGAUCGGCGACGAGGGUGCCACCGCGCUGGCCUCCGCUUUGGAGGUCAACGGGGUGCUGACCGACCUCAACCUCUGCAACAACAAGAUCCGCGACGAGGGCGCCGCCGCGAUCGCUGAGGCGCUGCGCGGCAACAGGGUGUUGAAAGCCCUCUACAUCGGCGGCAACGAGUUGGGCGACGAGGGCGCGAAAGCGAUUCGAGAUGCGGUUAGCGGGCGGGAAGGGUUCACGCUCCAGGGAUGUGAGGGGUGCUGA
Emiliania huxleyi CCMP1516 is the source of this 672-nucleotide messenger RNA. RefSeq lists its product as hypothetical. Bases 1 to 672 code for a protein of 223 amino acids. Gene Ontology annotation, molecular function: protein binding. The transcript has 2 exons. Lineage: Eukaryota; Haptophyta; Isochrysidales; Noelaerhabdaceae. The record is from RefSeq and is a predicted model, not a curated record.